Molecule: messenger RNA, 3702 nt
Organism: Amaranthus tricolor (Joseph's coat)
Lineage: Eukaryota; Viridiplantae; Streptophyta; Magnoliopsida; Caryophyllales; Amaranthaceae
Product: SWI/SNF complex subunit SWI3D
Exons: 7
Coding region: 189-3341 (1050 amino acids)
Molecular function (GO): zinc ion binding; protein binding
Source: RefSeq, a predicted model, not a curated record
UUUAGUGGUUCCAUUUGGCUGAUGGGUUUUAAUCCUACUUUCAUACGGUGCUAUUUUCCACAUCUACUCCACUCAAACUCGACAAUUCACAACAUUACCAAAUUAUUACCAUAUAGUCCUAUUUCAUUCUCAUUUCUCCCUCCAACAAACCCUCAUUCACCCGUCGGAGAGAAGAAUAAUCCACAUCAAUGGAGGAAAAACGGCGAGAAGCGGGUUCUCCAUCGCCGGCAGCGACAAUACCCGGCGGAUCAUCCAUGAAAUUAACUGAUUCUCCGGCCACUGAACCACCUCCGCGCCGGCGAGGUCAAAAGCGCAAAUCAACAAACUCAUCAUCCACCACCUCUUCGGCGCCUCCCAAACGACACGCUCGCGAAAAAGCAGCAGCAGCAGCCGCCGCCGCAUCUGGUAGUAUUUUUUCUAAUUUACCUCCAAUUCAUAAUGGUCCUUUAACUAGAGCUCGACAGCUGUCCGAUAGCAAUGCCGCCAUUUUUUCUGCUCUUAAUGCUAUUAAGAAUGAGGCUUCUAUGACGACGGUGAAUGAUUCUGCGGUUAUUGACAGAGAAGAGAGUGCUGUGAAUGAGGAAAUAAAGAAGUUUCAAGCAUUGAUUGAUGCGGAGUUUGAUUCGAUUCGGAAUCGUGAUGCGAGUGUUCAUGUUGUUCCUGUUGCUGCUGGUUGGUUUUCCUGGACAAACAUUCACUCAAUCGAGAAACAGACGCUGUGUUCCUUCUUCAAUGGGAAGGUCGAGAAUCGGACUCCUGAAAUCUACAAGGAGAUACGGAAUUGGAUUAUGAAGAAGUUUCAUGCCAAUCCAAGCACAAACAUUGAAUUAAAAGAUCUGUCAGAGCUGUCUGUUGGGGAUCCAGAUGCAAGACAAGAAAUUAUGGAGUUUCUAGAUCACUGGGGUUUGAUUAACUAUCAUCCUCUUCCUCAGAGUGACCCUGCUAAAGACAAUGCUGAUCCAAAUACAGAUGCUGAGAUGGCAGAAAAUACAGAUUCAUUACUCGAAAAGUUGUAUCGGUUUGAAAAUGAGCAAUCCUCUCUACAAUUAGUUCCAAGAGCCAAAAUGUCGACAGCAACAGUUCCUUCUGGUCUUUUUCCUGAAUCUAUUGCUGAAGAGUUGGUAAAACAAGAGGGACCGGCAGUUGAAUAUCAUUGCAAUUCCUGUUCUGCUGACUGUUCUCGCAAGCGCUACCAUUGCCAGAAGCAGGCAGAUUUUGAUUUGUGUACUGAGUGCUAUAACAAUGGGAAAUUUGGAUCGGGCAUGUGCCCCUCAGAUUUCAUUCUCAUGGAGCCUGCUGAGGCUUCUGGUACAACAGGUGGGAAAUGGACUGACCAGGAGACUCUCCUCCUCCUAGAAGCAUUGGAACUUUUUAAAGAGAACUGGAAUGAAAUAGCAGAGCACGUUGCCACAAAAACUAAAGCUCAAUGUAUAUUGCAUUUUCUUCAAAUGCCAAUUGAGGAUAGUUUUCUAGAUUAUGAUGAUAAAAUAAAUGGUGUUCAAGAGAAUGGAGAACCAACCUCAAACAUUGAAUCACCUGUUCCCAAUGAUAUUUCAGAACCCUCAGAAGGGAAAGCAAGUAAAGAUAAUUCCGGAGCAGCAGAGGGUGUAAGUGGUAAUGAUGACUCUGAACCAUCAGCAGGCAAAAUUAACAAAGACAAGCCAGAGUUGGAGAUGAAAACUGAUGCUAAUGCAGCCCAAGCUGUCUCAGUGGAAGCUGAAACUUUAAAUUUUGAGGAAGCUCCGGAUGGAAAUGUGGUUCAUGAUAAAGGUGAUGACAUAGUCAUCAAGGCACUCAAGGAGGCAUUUCAUAUUGCUGGCUGCCCACUUACUCCAGAGGACAAACUUUCGUUUGCUGAAGCAGGGAAUUCUGUAAUGACUUUGGCUGCUUUCCUAUCUCAAUUGGUUGAGCCGGGUCUUGCUACUGCAUCGGCACAUGAUUCACUGAAGACGAUGUCCCAUAGUUCUCCAGGGUUGCAACUAGCUGAAAGGCACUGCUUUGUUCUGGAGGAUCCACCAGAUGUUGAGAAAGAACUUAUUGCCUCAGAAAGUAUGACUACUGAAAAUAUUGACCAGAAUGCUUCGGAGAUGGCGAAAGAGAAUUUGAAAAAUGACAAAACAAGCAUCCGAAAUGAGGCCAAGGACAACCCGUUAUCUGUUGAAAAGCAUUCAACAGAGAGCCAAAUUGAUAAGAAGAAAGCUUCUAAAUCAAUCAAUGAUCCAACAUUGCCUCCUAGAGAGCUGGAUGCAUGUGCAGACAAUUCUAGAUUACCAGAGAAGCCUGUUGAAGAGACAUUAUUACAAGUCACAGAAAAGCCAGACAAAGAGUCAACGCAAAUCACAGAAAAACCAGAUGAAAAAAUCCCUAAGGUCUCAGAAAAGACUGAUAUAGAAACCCAACUCAAGGGAAAACCUGAUAAAGAGACACCCCAAGUCACAGAAAAAUCUGAAGAGAAGUCUCAAGUAACAGAGAAGUCUGAUGAAGAGAAAUCAGAAGUAGCAGAAAAGCCUGAUGCUGUUAGUAAGGUUGAGCACGCUGACACAAAGCUAGUUGAUGAGCUAAAGAGUAGUGACGUGCAGAAUGAGCAAUUGGAUACUACGAAGGAGCAAGUUUCUUCUGCAACUGAAGUUAGACCUCCUUCAGUAUGUGAACCAGAGAACUUAAAAACUACAACAGAAAGUGUGCAGUGCACGGAUUCCCAGAAAGAUAAAGAUAUGGUGCUCAGUUCUGUUGUUUCUGACAAAACUGGGCAACGAGAUGUGCCAGCUGCAGUUCCCAUGGAUGCAUUUGUGGCAGAUGCAGGAGAAGAUAAAAUGGAAGUUGAUAAAUCUGAGGAUACAAAAUCUAUGAAAAAAAUACGGACAAAGGAGGAAGACAAUGUAGCUAAGCUAAAGCGCGCAGCUUUGGCUACACUCUCUGCUGCCGCUGUGAAGGCCAAGCUUCUGGCUAACCAAGAAGAAGGCGAAAUCAGGCAGCUCGCCAUUGUAAUGAUCGAGAAGCAGAUGCGAAAGUUGGAGAUCAAGUUAAGUUAUUUCACAGAAAUGGAGAGUGCUAUUAUGCGGGUUAGAGAGCAUCUGGAACGAUCAAGGCAAAAGCUCUUUAGUGAACGGGCUCAAAUCAUUGCAAGCCGACUUGGAACACUACCUCCAUCUAGGAUGUUGCCAUCAUCAUACCCAAUGAACAAGAUGCCUCCAGGCUUUGUAAAUUCAAUGAUGAGGCCACCAUUGAGCAUGGGUGCUCAAAGGCCUUUCAUCUCAAGGCCUGUUGCGACGUCUGCACCUCCUACUAUGAACACAUCUGCCCCACCUGAGAAGACAGGGCCAGAAGGAAAGCCAACAUAACCAUAUGAUAUGGAAAAACCUUCAGUUGGGACCAACUGGAACACUUGUAAAGUUCUGGACUUUAUGUGAAGUAAAUUCAUCUUCAUGUCGUGUUCAAGUAAAGUAGAUCCCCCAGCCCAUGGCGGCUUAGAGGUGCGUACCUUGUAAAAUAGGAAGUUUUCAAUUAAAUUUGUGUUUAUCCCUGUUGUAAUAGUCUAUGAAAUGGAGGUUUGCUGAAGGUUAGGAAUAGUCCUUAAGGCAUAGGUGUUGAGAUAAGUAAAAAUGCAAAUAGCAUAAAAAAAAAUUUCUGGUUAUUGUUGCUGAAAACUUCAACGUGAAAGGCAUUCUUUUAUGGAAAAGCACAUCAGUGAUUGGCCAUUCA